UUCAUCCCUUCGCUUCAUUUGUCCCUGCUCGAUCCCAUCUCCUCGAUCAGAAGUCUCAAAAAAGAACAUUUGGAACGCGUGAACCCUUUUUAUUUGUUUGCGCUUAAGGCGAUGCAGCAAUGGGGUUCCAGACUCGGCCGCCAUUUCUUCCUCUCUUCUUCCCGCCUUGCCGCCUCCGCUGACUUCCCCAGCCGCCUCCGCUCAGUGGCAUUCCCCGCGAAUGGAUCCAUCUUCAGGUCCCUUUUCUCCUCCAGCGGCCUCUCCCUCCCCUCCCCGGCGCUUCGCCCCCACCGUCUCGGUUUAGGGUUUUCUACUACCUCGCUUCAUCUCCCGGUGACGCAAGUGCGGAAUUAUGCCGCUAAAGAUAGAUCGAGAGCUCCGAUAACACCGACCAUUUCCAAAGUGAAGAAAUACAAGCUAAAGGCUCCCUCGUCCUUCAAAUUCAGAUUUAGGACUAUGAAUGAUGGGCAGAUCCGUCGGUGGAGGGCAGGAAAGCGGCAUAAUGCACACUUGAAGACUAAGAAGGCGAAACGAAGGCUCAGGAAGCCUGCGGUUGUUCAUGCCGCGUAUGCCAAGGUGAUAAAGAAGCUUAACUUUUGUGGGUAGGGAGUUAAAGCAUCUUUUUGCUUGUGCCAAUGCAAAUCAUUCUAAUGGAGCAUUUGACUGUUGUAACCUUACUUUCAUCUCUGAAUGAAUCUGCAAGUAAUUGAGUCGAAUUUUUGGAACUCUUCAGCCUUCAGCAGCUGUUUGUGGUUCUAUUUGAAAAAAAUGUCUUCAUUAAAAGACGACGAAGUUUCCUUAGAAAACUUUAUUUUCCUCCUUAUCAAUAAGAUGAUGCAGUUUUGAUACACAAAGUAUCUACCAAAGCUAUUUUUGUGCUUUAUGUAGUUGUUAGGUUUGGAUGGAAAUCCACACACAAAAACCUUUUAGGGUUUGUUUAGAUUCUUUGAGGUAAUGAGUGACUGUUUCGAUUCUUUAGCAGGAACAAGCAUAUACAUUUGUAUAUUUUUUUCUGUUUUGUAUUUUCUUUAUUACAGCAUUAUGAACUUAUGAGCAGGAUUCACAAA
Molecule: messenger RNA, 1067 nt
Organism: Ananas comosus (pineapple)
Lineage: Eukaryota; Viridiplantae; Streptophyta; Magnoliopsida; Poales; Bromeliaceae
Exons: 4
Coding region: 112-606 (164 amino acids)
Biological process (GO): translation
Cellular component (GO): ribosome
Molecular function (GO): structural constituent of ribosome
Source: RefSeq, a predicted model, not a curated record